Molecule: messenger RNA, 5522 nt
Organism: Carlito syrichta (Philippine tarsier)
Lineage: Eukaryota; Metazoa; Chordata; Mammalia; Primates; Tarsiidae
Gene: BMS1
Product: BMS1, ribosome biogenesis factor
Exons: 23
Coding region: 174-4019 (1281 amino acids)
Biological process (GO): maturation of SSU-rRNA from tricistronic rRNA transcript (SSU-rRNA, 5.8S rRNA, LSU-rRNA); ribosome biogenesis; endonucleolytic cleavage of tricistronic rRNA transcript (SSU-rRNA, 5.8S rRNA, LSU-rRNA)
Cellular component (GO): nucleus; 90S preribosome
Molecular function (GO): U3 snoRNA binding; GTPase activity; GTP binding
Source: RefSeq, a predicted model, not a curated record
GAGAGGCGGCGGUGGUGGCCUCGGGCCCCGGACUCUGGGACGAUCACGAGUCGUGCGCGUGAGAAGGUCCUCUUAGACAGUCUUGUUUCCAAGGAGCGCCUCCUUCGCUGGACAGACUUACUUUGUACCUGCUAGACAGGUUAGAGUUAUUUGUGAAUUGGUAAAUAGCCACUAUGGAGGCUAAAGACCAGAAGAAACAUAGAAAGAAAAACAGUGGGCCUAAAGCUGAGAAGAAAAAGAAACGGCAUCUCCAGGAUCUUCAGCUUGGAGAUGAAGAAGAUGCCAGGAAGAGAAACCCCAAAGCUUUUGCAGUUCAGUCUGCUGUGAGGAUGGCUCGAUCCUUCCAUAGGACUCAGGACUUGAAGACAAAAAAGCAUCAUAUUCCAGUGGUUGAUCGAACUCCAUUAGAGCCCCCACCAAUAGUAGUCGUGGUGAUGGGGCCUCCCAAAGUUGGAAAGAGCACUUUGAUACAGUGCCUUAUUCGAAACUUCACUAGGCAGAAGUUGACUGAGAUCAGAGGCCCUGUGACUAUUGUGUCAGGUAAAAAGCGCAGACUCACCAUUAUUGAAUGUAGGUGUGACAUUAACAUGAUGAUUGAUCUGGCUAAAGUUGCAGAUUUGGUGCUGAUGCUUAUAGAUGCCAGCUUUGGGUUUGAAAUGGAAACUUUUGAGUUCCUAAACAUCUGUCAAGUACAUGGCUUUCCUAAAAUUAUGGGAGUUCUCACUCAUCUUGACUCCUUCAAGCACAAUAAGCAACUGAAGAAGACAAAGAAGCGAUUAAAACACAGAUUCUGGACAGAAGUCUAUCCGGGUGCCAAGCUGUUCUACCUUUCUGGAAUGGUACAUGGAGAAUAUCAAAACCAAGAAAUUCACAACCUGGGCCGUUUUAUUACAGUUAUGAAGUUUAGGCCUCUCACAUGGCAGACUUCUCAUUCUUAUAUCCUGGCAGACAGGAUGGAAGAUUUGACAAACCCAGAGGAUAUCCGAAUAAACAACAAAUGUGACCGAAAAGUGUCUCUUUAUGGCUACUUAAGAGGAGCACACUUGAAAAAUAAAAGCCAAAUUCACAUUCCAGGUGUAGGAGAUUUUGCUGUGAGCGAUGUCAGUUUCCUCCCAGACCCCUGUGCUCUUCCUGAACAUCAAAAGAAGCGUGGUUUAAAUGAGAAGGAGAAGCUGGUUUAUGCACCUCUCUCUGGAGUUGGGGGUGUACUGUAUGACAAGGAUGCUGUCUAUGUUGAUCUUGGUGGUAGCCAUGGUUUUCAGGAAUCGGAUGAGAUGGGGCCCACUCAUGAGCUGGUCCAGAGUCUUAUCUCCACCCAUUCCACCAUUGAUGCCAAGAUGGCUUCAAGUCGAGUGACACUUUUUUCAGAUUCCAAACCACUGGGGUCAGAUGAUAUAGAUAACCAAGGGUUGUGGAUGCCAAAGGAGGAAAAGCAAAUGGAUUUGAAAACUGGUCGAGUGCGUCGGAAGGCCGUUUUUGGAGAUAUGGAAGAUGAGUCUGGAGACAGUGACGAUGAAGAUGAUGAUGAAAUGUCUGAAGAUGACAGGUUGGAAAAUGACUCUAGUGGUGACAAAACAGAAGAGGAGGAAGAUACUGAAAUGACUAAUAAGAAUAUGACUGUUAAAGGUGUCAAACGGCAGAAACUUGAGGAGCUAGAAGAAGACAGUGAGAUGGAUAUGCCAGCAUUUGCUGAUAGUGAUGAUGAUCUUGAAAAGAGCUCAGGAGAAGAAGAAAUGGAAGAAGCUGAUGAAAGCAGUGAAGAAGAGGACUCCACUGUAGAAGGAGAGGGGGGCAUUUUAGAAUCAAAGGCUGUUGGAGAAGGUGGCAAAGCAGGACUAUCUCCAGCUGAUCGCAGUGACCAUGUGAAUUUGGAGAAGUCUUUGCUGAUGAAAAAAGUGACUCUUACCACUUCCGAUUCUGGCCAUUGCACAGCUGAAGAGGCAUUUGCAUCUGAAGAUGAAUCUGAAGAAAGCACCUUGCUCAGUUCAGAGGAAGAGGACUCAGAAGAUGAAGAGGAUAUUAGGGGAAAGCUUUCUCAAGUGGGCAGUGGUCAGAAACUGGGUUCAGAGAACUUAAUUGAUGAGACCAGUGAUAUAGAAGAUUUACUCAAAGAGGAAGAAGAUUACAAGGAAGAAAAUAAUUGUUCCACAGAAACCUCCGGUGCCUUCAAGUGGAAGGAAGAUCUUUCCAGGAAAGCAGCCGAAGCCUUUCUGAGGCAGCAACAAGCAGCUCCAAACCUCCGAAAGCUUAUUUAUGGGACAGUGACAGAGGAUAAUGAAGAAGAAGAUGGUGAUACCCAAGAAGAACUUGGAGGGUUGUUUCGUGUCAACCAGCCUGACAGACAGUGUAAGCACAAGGCUGAUUCUUUGGACUGUUCCAGGUUUGUUGUGGAGGCACCACAUGAUUGGGAUUUAGAAGAGGUUAUGAACAGUAUCAAAGAUUGCUUCGUGACUGGGAAGUGGGAAGAGGAUAAAGAUGCAGCCAAGAUCUUAGCAGAAGAUGAGGAGCUUUAUGGUGACUUUGAAGACCUGGAAACAGGGGACAUGCACAAAGGAAAACCAGACCCAGAUUCUCAGGCUGAAGAUAUACAGAAGGAAGUUAAGGAAGAAAUUGACCCUGACACAGAGGAAAGUGCCAAGAGAAAGCAUUUAGAUAAGAAGAGAAAAUUGAAGGAGAUGUUUGAUGCAGAAUAUGAUGGAGAAAGCACAUAUUUUGAUGAUCUUAAAGGAGAAAUGCAGAAACAAGCCCAGCUUAAUCAGGCAGAAUUUGAAGAUCAAGAUGAUGAAAACAGAGUUCAGUAUGAAGGUUUUCGACCUGGAAUGUAUGUCCGCGUUGAGAUUGAAAACGUUCCUUGUGAAUUUGUGCUGAACUUUGAUCCCCAUUACCCAAUUAUCCUGGGUGGUUUGGGCAAUAGUGAGGGCAGUGUCGGAUAUGUGCAGAUGCGCCUGAAGAAGCAUCGUUGGUAUAAGAAAAUCCUCAAGUCCCGGGAUCCAGUCAUUUUUUCUGUAGGGUGGAGGAGGUUUCAGACCAUUCCACUCUAUUAUAUUGAAGACCACAAUGGAAGACAAAGGCUUCUGAAAUAUACCCCACAGCACAUGCAUUGUGGAGCAACCUUUUGGGGUCCUAUCACUCCACAGGGAACUGGCUUCUUGGCAAUACAAUCUGUCAGUGGCAUAAUGCCUGAUUUCCGGAUAGCUGCUACAGGAGUUGUCCUUGAUCUGGAUAAAUCCAUAAAAAUUGUGAAGAAAUUAAAGCUAACUGGUUUUCCAUAUAAAAUUUUCAAGAAUACUUCAUUUAUUAAGGGAAUGUUUAAUUCUGCCUUGGAAGUUGCCAAAUUUGAAGGUGCUGUGAUUCGAACUGUCAGUGGAAUAAGAGGACAGAUCAAGAAAGCACUCCGGGUUCCAGAAGGAGCUUUCCGGGCCAGCUUUGAGGAUAAGUUGCUGAUGAGUGAUAUUGUCUUCAUGCGAACUUGGUAUCCUGUCUCCAUUCCAGCCUUCUAUAACCCAGUAACAUCUUUGUUGAAACCAAUGGGUGAGAAAGACGCUUGGUCAGGAAUGCGGACCACAGGUCAACUCAGGCUCGCCCAUGGUAUCAAACUAAAGCCAAACAAGGAUUCUCUGUACAAGCCAAUCUUGAGGCAAAAGAAACACUUUAAUUCACUGCAUAUUCCAAAAGCCUUGCAGAAGGCCCUGCCAUUUAAGAACAAGCCCAAGACCCAAGCAAAGGCAGGCAAAGUGCCAAAGGACAGGCAGAGACCAGCUGUCAUUCGUGAGCCUCAUGAAAGGAAGGUCCUUGCACUGCUAGAUGCACUGAGUACAGUGCACAGUCAGAAGAUGAAGAAGGCCAAGGAACAGCGGCACCUACACAAUAAAGAGCACUUCAAAAUUAAGCAGAAAGAAGAGCAGGAGAAACUGAAGCGACAGAAGGACCUCAGGAAAAAGCUUUUCCGAAUUCAGGGUCAGAAGGAAAGGAGAAAUCAGAAGUCCAGUCUGAAGGGGACUGAGGAACAACUGAAGUGAGUCUUUGGAAUGGAGGGGCUGUCCCUGAAUCUGCAGAGUUGAACAGUUUCAAAUAUCACAGUGCUUGUAAAUAACAAGUCAGGGUGCAAGAGCCCAAGAUAGACCUCUUUUUGGAUACAUCACCCAGACUGUGCCUUGAGAGGAGAAAUGAUGACUGCCCUGGUAGGACAUAUGCUCAUUCUCAGCCUCUAGUGAUGUUGAGAUUUAAAGCACUGUAGAUUAUGGUUAUAUGAAUUCUUUACUUUUCUCUACCUGCCUCAGUUUAAUUAUUUUGUACUACAAAAAUAUCAUUAAAAUAUUUCCCUGCUAAUUUUGGCUUAGUAGUUUUUAUUAGGGAUGAAUGCCUGACAAUUAAUAAUGGAUAAUUGUUUAUUUUACCACCUUCAUGAUGAGUCAGAAGGGAAAGAAAUAUUCAUUUGAACCCUCAACUUUAAUGUAAAAUUUAGAGAGGGUAUGUGGUUGUGUUUAUCUUUUGUGUGUUGUUAUUUUCUUUGAUCACUGACCCUAAUGGACAUUUUAUAUCUUAUUUCAUAUGUUUUGCAUAUUAGUUUAAUAGAUAGGUAACAGUAAAAUUUUUUUUAAAGCUUUAGACCAGGAGAUUGUUCUGUCUAUACAGAGACCAAGGAAGUAGUAUACAUUAAUGAAGUAGUCUUCUUGUAUUAUGCUCAUGCAUUGUACCUACAUAGCUACAUUGCCUUUUUUAAUUGAAUUUUUAUUGAUGUAAUCAUACUAUGUGAUGUAUAUAGAUUCAGUAUAUGUUGAUAUAAUCAUAUGUGAUUGAAUCCCACAUGAUGUAAUCAGAGAUUCACAUACAGUGGCACACUUUGUCCAAUUUCUUCCAAUGGUAACAUAUUGCAGAUAUCAGAAUUAGAAUGUUGACGUUGAUAUAGUCCACUGAUUUCAUUCAGAUUUCCCCAGCUUUAUUUAUAUUCCUGUGUGUGUGCAUGUAUGUGUGUAUAAAAAUAUGGAACACUUCAUGACUUUGUAUGUCAUCUUUGUAAAGGGGCCAUGCUAAUCUCUGUAUUGUUCCAAUUUUAGUAUGCAUGCUGCUGAUUUGAUUACCACAUUGCCGUUUAAAUCAUAUGGGUCAAAGAAAAUUCACCUGGGGCAAAUCAGUGGGUUUCCUGGCAGGAUUGGGAGCAGUAGCCUAGUAUAGGAGGCUUUAUAGAAACGUAAACUGUCUGUGGGCAAGUACUUGGCUAUAGGUUUCCAUAAAAAAUGAUGGGAAUGUAAGAACUCUGCCAGGGCUGGGUCUGUCUGGGAAGUAACAGUUGAAACAUGCCCAGAGCAUUCCGAAAAGCUCUGUGUGUAAUUUUUCAUCUAUUCCUCAGAAGCAGUUAGGAAUUUCAGCAUCCAGUAUGUUGAUAGGUCUGGAGACUGAUGCGUAAUAAACUCAUAAACAUUACAAAAUACUGUUAAGUCUAAUUUCUGUUAUGCUAUAUAGCAUAAUUGAUACAUUUUAAAAUACAAAAUUGUACUUCACUGAAAAAUAUACAAGGUACU